UCUUGUCUAGAAGGAUUAACCGCUUUGCUCCGAUGCCUUCGCGGAGGCCGGGGAGCGUUUCCGCGACUGGGCUGCAACCGUGAAAGCGCUCCCCGGCCUCUGGGAGGCAUCGGAACGAAGGCCCAGCCUCCCCGAAGGUAUCGGACGCUCAGUAGGCCUCGGGCACCUCGGUUUACUAACUUCCGGAUAGUUCGUAGACCGAAAAUUCGUAAACUGAGGUGUUCGUAAACCGAGGUUCCACUGUAAAGUGAUUUGUUUGCAUGAAUCUGCUUUUUGACCAGCUUUUAAGCCAGUUUGUUUUCACAGCUUUAUAAUCAAUUUUUGUUCAACAGCACAUCAAGGUGAGCUCCCUGUGGCAAAGAAGUCAUGAGGCUAAAAUAUAUCUUAAUUUGUUAGUAGUUCCCCGCUCUCCCCGCUCUGGCUCGAAUUUGGCCACCAGCCACCUGAAUUAUCAGCUUAGUGUGCAUUCACAUAUUAGAAUAUAAUGAGUCCGGCACUGGAGGUUCACAGGCCAUGUUUCAUUAUGUGUCAGUGUAGCAAACACCAGGAAAUGUGAGCAGCUGCCUGGAUGAGUGGUAGUCAGGUGGCAGCCUUUUUGCUUGCUGCUGGUUGGGUCCAGAAAUAAACAGUAAAUUGCAAGAACUCGGACAAGGAGGAAGAUGAAUUUCAAGUUUCAAAAUCUCUCCGUGGAUUUUCCUGCAUGGAAGGCAGUGGUGACCCAUUGGAUGACCUCCAAGGUCAGAAUGCUGCAGAGGAAGGAAGGAGACCCUCGUUGCCAAGAGGUGGUUUGGUUUGCAGUGCUUUGCAGAGUGCUCACACUUUUCCUCCAGGCCCUUUUCAACCUCCUGAUCCCCGACCAUGCUGCUGAUGCCUUCUCUCCACCCCGUUUGUCUGAGUACGGGUUUUGCGACUGGAUCUUGGAAUGGCUCCUGGGAGGCCUGUCACGGUGGGAUGCGGAGCACUUCUUGUUUAUAGCUGAGCACGGCUACGUGUAUGAGCACAAUUGUGCCUUCUUCCCCUUGUUUCCCUUGAGCCUGCGAGCGGCAGCGGAAACGGUGCUGUGGCCCUUCAAAGGCUUCUUAUCUCUCCGGACCCGCCUGCUCCUUUCUGGAGCUCUGCUCAAUGGCCUGUUCUCUGCCUGGGCAGCAUGGACUCUGUAUAAGCUCAGCUGCGCAGUCCUGCAGUGCCGCAGGAAGGCGUUCCUGUCAGCCAUCCUCUUCUGCCUCACCCCUGCAAACGUCUUUAUGGCAGCUGCUUAUUCAGAAAGCAUGUUUGUCCUCCUAGUGUUUGGCGCUAUGUGGCGGCUAGAGAAAGGGCAGCAUUGGGCCAGCACCCUUCUCUUUUCGCUAGCUGCUGGCGUGCGUUCCAACGGACUGAUCAAUGCUGGGUUCCUCCUCUAUUCCCAGACAAAACUCUUUACCUCCCAGCUGCAGGCGAGGACAGGAACUGGAGUAAAGCCGCCACAGAUCUUGGGUCAAUUCCUAAACCUGGUAGCUUCCCUGGUGGUGAUGUCUGCCUCUGUUUUCCUGCCAUUUGCUUUGUUUCAGUUCUGGGCAUACCUUCGGUUCUGCAACACCACGUUUAGCCCUGAGUAUGCUGUGCCGGACCCACUGUUGCAACUGGCUGUACAUAAGGGGUAUCGUGUAGCAGCCUCAAAUGGUGUGGCACCACCAUGGUGCUCCUGGAACUUUCCUGUGCUCUACACUUACAUUCAAGAUACUUACUGGAAUGUCGGCUUCCUCAGGUACUUUGAGCCCAGACAGAUCCCCAACUUCCUGCUAGCUGCACCCGCCAUUGUGCUGGGCUCCUGGGCAGCCUGGUGGUACAUCGCUGCAAACCCCUGGCACUGCCUAACACUUGGCCUGCUGAGAAGAAAGACUGAAGGAAUGAAGGGAAAGGACUUGAGCAAGCCAGCUACUGGUUUUUACUCUCCUGGUGCAUUUGUUUACAUGGUCCACGCAACAGUUCUGUUGGUGUUUGGGACCUUCUGCAUGCAUGUGCAGGUCCUUACCAGAUUUUUGGGCUCCUCUUCUCCAGUACUUUAUUGGUUCUGUGCUCAUCUCCUUCAUGACUAUGAGCCUUUGCUACAAAAUGGGAGCCAAUCUUCACAGCAUGGAACACCCCUCUCAGAUAAGCCCUCUCUUCCUAACUGGAACAGAAAUGAAAACCCUGUGCUCGCACUUCUGUACAACUGGAGGCAGACUACCACACUCACCAAGUGCAUUCUGGGAUAUGUCCUUUCCUAUUGGAUGUUGGGGCUGGUCCUUCACUGCAAUUUUUUCCCAUGGACAUAAGUUUGUAGAACUGAGGAAGCCGACUAGAUCAUUUACUGAGCAUCUUUCACCUUGUCAGUGUUGAGGCUAAUUAGCAUCUACAUGAAACUGCUAGGAGAGAGUUGGAGCUCAGUGUCAUCUGUGUGCUGAUGACAACAAAAUGUGCUAAUUCCUCUCUUCUCCAGCCAAGCCAGAGAGAGUAUUGAAGUGUUUUGUUUUUUCCUCCCAAUAGACACUCAGCACUGUACAGUCAUACCUCUGGAUACGGUGCGAAUGCUGCGGGUUGUGUACAACACGGGUUACGAAUGCGCCGAACCCAGAAGUAACGGAACAGAUCACUUCCGGGUUUGGCGGUUUGCGCAUGUGCAGAAGCAGCGAAUGACAUCAUGCGCAGAAGUGCAGGCGCGGGUUCCGUACUGCUCAGGUUGCAAACGGGGCUCCGGAACGGAUCCCAUUCGCAACCAGAGGUACCACUGUAGUUAUUGAGCAUACUUAGUCUGCAGUUGGCUUUUGUCAUUCCUCCCCACCUUGUGUAUGGAAUUGUCAUUCUGUAAAUCUUUGGGUUCUUCCACACCUGCUGAUAUCUCCGUCUUGUGCUUGCAUGGUGCUAUUUUGGUUAUAUUAAGAAAUGACAAUCUGGAUUGGUUUUCUGUUGGUAUGUAGGGUGGGGCAAACAAAGUUAUUUUUAAUCCAGAUAGAGGUGUUCUUGGUUAGAAGAGCUACCACUCUGGGAAUAAGAGUUCUUUCUGUCUUGGAGGGCGGUUCACUUCCCUUAAAAACUCAGGUUCACAGCUUGGGAGUUCUCGUAGAUUCACUCUUAGGUAUUCAGGCAGGGGCUGUGGGUAGGACACCUUAGGCUGCUGUGCCUGCUGAGGUUCCCAGAGAGUAAUCACAGUAGCACAUGCCUUGGUUGCAUCAAGAUUUAGAUUGCUGCAGUAUGUUCUACAUGGGGCUACCUUUGAAGUGUUUAUAAACUUCAGUCAGUCUGAAACACAAUAGUUAAAAGCCAGUUAUUGAGAGCACAUCUCAUUUUGAGCCCAAUCUCUCAUUUGAGCCCAACUACUUACAGUAUUAAGAUCAGCUGGAGAGAUCACCAAGAACUGGAAAUCCCUGCUGUUAACCUUUUUUGUUGGUACCACAAGGUUUGGAAUCUGGCACUGAUGGAGAAGCUACCGUAACUCACAGAUUUAAGGUGCUACAAAAUGGAACUGAGUUGGACAAAUUUCAGGAUACAUGGUAGAUUACACAGACCACCAACGACAAAAAUGUUUGUAAACCUCCAGCCACACAUGGCCAACUACAGCUAAGUACUUUGGGCUCAGAGAUACAAUAGAAACAAAAAUCAACUAAUGAACUCUCUAUACUAUGGUACUUUGAACCUGAUGAUUUUAUGCAACAUUAUAUGGUGAACUGUCCAUUGUUACAGGUACAUAUGUUUGUAAUUUUGUAUCAAAAUCAAUAAAAUACUUUUUACAAAAUCUACUGAAGAGUGUCUCCUUUGCAUCCUGUCUGUAUCUUAGGUGUGUUUGGUGUGGAUGCAGAGGAAAGCCAUAUAAAAAACACUGGAUACUUACCUGGCAGGGGAGACACCUUGAUCAUGAAGGAGGCUUUCCUAGGCUAUGGCUCAUCCAUUGCACUGUGGGUGUGCUGACGCCUAUGAUUUCUCCAAAUGUGGGAAACUUCAUAAUUUGUGGUAG
Molecule: messenger RNA, 3970 nt
Organism: Zootoca vivipara (common lizard)
Lineage: Eukaryota; Metazoa; Chordata; Lepidosauria; Squamata; Lacertidae
Gene: PIGV
Product: phosphatidylinositol glycan anchor biosynthesis class V
Biological process (GO): GPI anchor biosynthetic process
Cellular component (GO): endoplasmic reticulum membrane; mannosyltransferase complex
Molecular function (GO): alpha-1,6-mannosyltransferase activity; GPI mannosyltransferase activity
Source: RefSeq, a predicted model, not a curated record